CUGGAUUUGAGUGAGUGAAGAGAAAUGUACUGUGGUGAAGUGGAUAAGACGUGUCUCUAGGAAGAACGACACCUGUUGUAGUGGCAGCACCAGCGGCGGGGAAAGCAGCGUGGAUGAAUACGUCUCUUUUCACUGUCGGGACCAAAAUGAGAGGGAAGACGAGGAACUGUGUCCAUUGAAGCCGCUGAUCCGGGGGGGUGUGUACAGCUUCCAAGGACCAGCCCCACCCCUUCUACCUUUCCCCCGUGGCUGGAGGGGCCCACUCGGCCGUGGAUCUGGAAGGCGAAGGCCAGUUUUGGGUGAGCAGUUGCUGGCGGCGGACGGCAGUACGGCUGCUCCCUCGUGCGUGGCAUUGUGUAUGUGUACGCUCGCUCCCUCCUCGCCCGUCCCCGCCCCGGGGAUGGGCGGCACUCCUGCCCACACCAAGCACUACUCCACAAGGCAGAGGGCCGCCGAGACCCAGAUCAUUCAUAUUGUGGAGAAUAAACCAAAGUGUAAAGAAAGUUGUAACAAACCAAAUAACAAGGACUCUCAGCAAGAGAGUGAAAACACAGUGAUGCAAACAUCCACCACCACCAACAUGCCAACGAAGAGGUUCUCUUUUCUCAUGCGCAGCACCAGCAUGAAGACAGAGACGCCUGCUGCCUCAGAGCGACAAUCCGUCACUCCCAGCGACCAGGCCAUUCUGGACAAGCUGGCCACCCUUAGCAUACAGACUCCUGAAGCGGUGAUCAAGCCACGGGUGAAGUGUUCGCUAUUUACCCCGCCGUGUGCCCGCUGCGGGGAGCCCGUGUACCCACAGGAGCGCGUGGAGCCCACCCUCAGGCUAGUGUAUCAUAACGCUUGUUUCAAGUGUUACCAUUGCGGACUCAGACUCACGCUCAAAACUUUCUGUAGAAGUCCACUGGACUCUAAGGAUACCCGGAUGUACUGCAGGAGCCACGUUCCCGUGUUGGACCCUGGGAGAGUGAGCGUUGCAUCUGACUCUACCCACGCCCACCACACGUUACCAAGAGUGAGUAGCAUGACAGUUCACGAUAACUCCAGCAGUAUCAACAGAAACACGGCCACUUCCCUUCUCCGGGACCAACUGGACAUCGUGAAGUGUGACACCGUCGGCCUUCGCUACCUCUAGCCGGAAGGGACACCAGCAAGUUGUGAACUGAAUUUGGAGGACUUUGACGAGAACAAACCUUAUAGUGCAAGUUGUGCAUCUCGCAGAGACCAAGGACUGUGGAUAUUGGGUCGAUACUAUAUAGGAAAGCUGUUUUUAUUUGCACAUUCCUUUAUAGAUGUAUACUGUAUAGGUUGUGUUCUUUACAUGUAUUACAAGUUACCAUAAUAUAGUUAAUGUAGUCCUAAACAUACAAUAGAGUAAAGAAUUAAAGCUCAUAUAUUUAUAUUUUUACUAACUGUGCCAUUAAUAUCAAAUCCUUUCAAAAUAGGAUUUCUCACAGGAAAGGAUAAGUACAGUAUUACUAUUGUUCUAUCUUUCCACAUUCCAGACACAUACUUGUAUUAAAGCCUUCCAUCAAAUUCUUAAUAUCUGAUAUGACUUAAUACAGAUUCAAAUGAAAUACUGUAUACUUCUUAAUAUAAACAUAAACAGUUUGUGGCAUGGUUAAAAUAUAAUAUGUUUACUCCUGCAUGGCAAAGCAUGUAGACUAUAAAAUUCGUUAAAGUAUAAUAUAGAAAGGUAUCUUCCUUCUUGCCCUUAUCUCCUUAUUCUUAAAGAUUUGGGACAUGUAUAUUUAUUGUGCAGCAGAUGAUGCUAACAGAGUGGCAUGCAGUAUCUGUCACUGAUCAUUUGAAAGCCAAAAAGAAAUUCUUCACAAUUCAGGAAAAAGGGUAUCAAUUGAGCUUUCCUGAUAUUUCUAAAAACGUUCAAGGAAUGUCAAGAUUGUGAGACCUUCUGUGGAUCUUUCAUCACCUCUUCCCUAAAAUGAAGUAAUUCUGUCACCUCAGUUUAGUUUAUAGUUAAGUUAAAUGAAACAUGAAUGGAAGAAAUAUUUUGAUAAUUGCCACUAAAGGAGUAGUUCAGUAUUAUUAGUGACCUAAUAAAUCAAAUAUAUUGA
Scylla paramamosain (green mud crab) is the source of this 2075-nucleotide messenger RNA. RefSeq names its product LIM domain and actin-binding protein 1-like. The coding region runs from base 359 to 1135 and encodes 258 amino acids. The record is from RefSeq and is a predicted model, not a curated record. The transcript is spliced from 3 exons. Lineage: Eukaryota; Metazoa; Arthropoda; Malacostraca; Decapoda; Portunidae.